AUGUCUUCCCACGUCUUCAGCGAAUUUGCCGACCAGGAGAUCACUGUCGGCAACCAAGCAUUUAGAGUAUGCAAGUCAAUCCUCAUGGACUCUUCAAACGUGUUCAAGGCCAUGCUGAAACCAGGCCGUUUCGCUGAAGGCUGCGGUGGACCCGUCCGGCUCCCUGAAGACGAUCCCGCAUCGUUCAAGCUGGUCAUGGACAUCGUCCAUAACAACUAUAACAAGAUACCACAGACCAUCACGAGCAGCGAGCUGGCCUCUCUGCUUGAACUCGUGGACAAGUACGACCUUGUCUCCCACAUCCGCAACAACACCAUCUCGCUCCGAUGCAUUGAGCACUUCUCGCGGUCCGUAUUCCAAGUCAACAACGGAGCAGAUGUUUUCCUUGCGGCAAAAGCUGCACACGUGUUCGGGUUGGCGGCGCGGCGGGAACAGCUUCUCUGGGCAGCGGCGAUGCUGUGCUACGAGUGGGACGAGAAGUUCCUCGAGGAAGACGAGACGGAAGACGAGCAGAUGUCCGAGGGGAACGAGGAAACAGGUACAAACGAGGAGACGUACCAGAACGGCCCCAUUCUCAAGUACAACGGCCAGCCCGUGGCGGGCUGCGGGUUCGAGGAGACGCUGAAGGCACGCCGCGUGCAGCUCAUCCAAGCGCUGCGCGCCAUCACGGAUGGUGCGGUCAACGCAGCCGCGCAGUCAUGUUGCUGCGAGGAGCGGUGCGACGACGACGGCUGCGCGAUGGACUACAUGGGGGAUUUUAUCGACAACAUGAAGCAGGCGGGUCUGCUUCCUGAUGCAACGGACGCCGACUACGUGCACGGGCGUCCCUUUGAUUACUACAAGGCGCUGAUGGAUAGCGAGGAGGAAGAGCGGUGGUGUCAGUGUGAGGAGUCGUUCUGCAUCUGUCCCAUGCCGGUGUGGCUCCGAGGCUGCAAGUUCCAGGAGAAGGCGAUGGCGGUGCUCCAACGCACUGUAGGUGAGGCCUUUCUUGGGUGGUUCAACGACAGCUGGUAG
Molecule: messenger RNA, 1014 nt
Organism: Boeremia exigua
Lineage: Eukaryota; Fungi; Ascomycota; Dothideomycetes; Pleosporales; Didymellaceae
Exons: 1
Coding region: 1-1014 (337 amino acids)
Molecular function (GO): protein binding
Source: RefSeq, a predicted model, not a curated record